AUGAAUUUAUUCAGAAUAUUUGGUGAUCUUUCACAUUUGGCAAGUAUAUUAAUUUUAAUCCGUACUAUCCAAACUACGGACACCAUUGAUGGUAUAUCUUUCAAAACUCAAGGACUCUACGUUCUUAUUUUCCUCACCAGAUACCUUGACCUCUUAACUUUCUCAUAUGUUUCGUUUUACAACACAAUCAUGAAGUUAUUCUUUAUUGGUUCCUCGUUAUAUAUUGUCAUCCUACUACAAAGAUCCAGAAAGACGAAACCAAUCGCCUAUAAGGAAAUGAUAAUGGCGGAUACUUUUAAAGUACAAUAUUUAUUAGGUGGCAGUUUGGUUAUGGCUUUGUUGUUCAACUAUAAAUUCUCUCUAUUGGAAAUCCUUUGGAGUUUUUCAGUUUGGUUGGAAAGUGUUGCUAUAUUACCUCAAUUGUUUAUGCUUUCCAAGAGUGGUAAGGCUAAGAGUUUAACCAUUCACUACAUCUUCGCAUUGGGACUUUAUAGAACUUUAUACAUUCCUAAUUGGUUUUGGAGAUAUUGGGUCGAGGGUAAAUUUGAUAAAUUGGCAGUUGUGACUGGGAUUGUGCAAACCUUAGUUUACUCAGAUUUCUUCUAUGUUUACUAUAAGAAGGUUCUUACAGGUGGUGGAUUGGGAUUACCACAAUGA
This is a messenger RNA of Naumovozyma castellii, 657 nucleotides long. It is a transcript of the gene ERD2, whose product is annotated as Erd2p. The transcript has 2 exons. The record is from RefSeq and is a predicted model, not a curated record. Lineage: Eukaryota; Fungi; Ascomycota; Saccharomycetes; Saccharomycetales; Saccharomycetaceae. The coding region runs from base 1 to 657 and encodes 218 amino acids.